ACGACAAAAAUAAAACAAAAUCACAGCCACACCACACCUACUUCCUCCCCAUUGAGUGUCGAAGAGUUUACCGACGAUACCAUAUCCACAUACACAGACACACACAUACCGUGACAAACAAAACAGCAAUCAGUCAGUCAUAUUAAAAAAAAUAUGGACGAAUUUAAUAGAGCAAAACUAGAAGAAAUUGUGGCUAAAAUCUAUGUUAUCGGCUCCGAAAUUGUUGAUGAUUAUCAGCAAAAAAUACCACCAAUAUUGGACGAGGAAUUAGUGUAUAUUAUAGACGAUGACCAGGAUGCAAAAGCUACUGCACACCCGUACGUCAAUAUGGCCUUAGGCCAGGCGGGUGAAGAGCAAAUGUUGGUGAUUGCUGGCGAAGGAUUUCCGUCAAAUACGGCAAAAUAUACGAUUGACACGAAGUUAGACGUUGGCAUCAAUUUUGGCAAUCACUUUCGUUUUACCAAUCGGUUAGCCACUUUUGUCGAUAAUGAUAAUCGGCAUCGUUUCUGGUCACCUACUUUUCGGCGACGAAUGGUUUUGACCACCUAUGCCGGAUAUGGCAAAGCGGGAGAAUACGGUCUUAUGUUUUCACAAAUAGACACUACACAACCAUUGAGUAGACCGAGCGGACCGCAGGCCGAACUGAUCAGACACGGAGAUCAACGGAGACUGUUUGUCAUCGAUGCCCGAACAGCGCAACGUUUGUACUGGCAGUGCACCAAUUGGUUCUAUGAUUGGUCGCUAACCUACCAGUUAGUUAGGGCCGCACACGGAGUCCUAAGUAUGACCACUGCAUUGAAUAUAUUUUACUAUAUGAAUGAUGUCCAACAACAAUACAUUGAUGAAUUGAGAGACCAGAUCUAUAUAUACGGUGAACUAGUUUCACAACGAUUGGAAAAAGCAAUGUACGUCGAAAAGAUCUACAAAGUAGCCAUUGUUCGUCAAUACAGUAUGCCAACCCUUGCUGCACACUUAGUACAAAAACAACCACUAGUAUUAGAUCCACCCGAUUAUGGUAUCUUAGUUGAACCGUUCAAUAACAAUAUCAAUCAAGCCAUUCAUGAUUGGCAAUUACUGUACGAACUUAUUUCUAGCCACCAGUUAUAUCAUAGACCGUGGGCUAAAAUAUUUGGCCAAUCAGGAGACUUCCAUUGCAUUUAUGGACAUCCAUGCAAACGAUGGUGUGAUCACUCGUACAGUUCGACUAUCAGAUAACCACAACUUUGACAUCAGUA
Molecule: messenger RNA, 1235 nt
Organism: Oppia nitens
Lineage: Eukaryota; Metazoa; Arthropoda; Arachnida; Sarcoptiformes; Oppiidae
Exons: 2
Coding region: 154-1215 (353 amino acids)
Source: RefSeq, a predicted model, not a curated record